AUGUCUAAGAGAUCUAUUACGGAGAUUGAGGUAGAAGCUUACCAGGAACAUAAUUCUGCUAUAGUGGGCAGUUUUUUCAAGGGUGUUCGGGUGCCAAAGGAUACGAAAUUCGACUUGUACAGAAAGAAGGCUUCUAAGAGUGAUUUCAUACUACACGGUGAAAAUGAGAGGUUAGAAUAUGAGGGCUCCACUGAUGGUUUGAGCAAAGAUGGUACGCAGUCUGUUAUUGGUGUUUUUAAUAAGGAAAAGAACUCUAUUGAAUUAUACAGGGCACCUAUCCUAGUGUCAAAAGUUAUUUCCAAAUCAACGAAGAGACUUGCUGGCCCUGAAAUUAAGAAUGCUGAAGUUAGAGCAUCUGUCUCAAGAAAUGCCCUAGGUGAAGCUUUCGGUUCAAAGAAGGCUAAAAAGGCUAUUGCCGACUUAGAAAGAAAUCGUAUUGAUUCUGAUAAGUUAACUGAUGUUGCUAUCGAUAUCGUAGACUCCGUCAGAACUGCAUCUAAGGAUUUACCGACUAGAAAAGAAUUGGACGAAGCUGUUUCUAACGAUAGACCAACUCCAUUAGCUAACUUGGAAGCUACAGACGUUGAACAAAUUUAUCCACUCGAAAAUAUAAUACCAAAGAGAGAAUUACAAUUCAUUCGUGUUGGCCACAUCUUAAAAGAAACCGAUAAUGAAAAGAGAUUGGAAUUUUUCCCAUUCACUUCAUCUAAGUAUAUUUCCAAGAAAUUAGUGACCUUAACUCAGCCAUCUCAAAUGGUUAAAUUACAAUUAUUGUACUACUUAUCAUUACUAUUGGGUGUCUACGAAAAUAGAAGAGUGAACAAUAAAGUCAAGCUACUAGAAAGAAUAAACUCCCCACCAGAAACUUUAAUCGAUGGUGUUCUAGACAGAUUUACCGUCGCUAGACCAGGCCAAUUUGGUAGAUCAAAAGAUCGUUCUUUCUUCGUCAAUCCACAAAAUGAGGAUAAAUUACUGUGUUACAUUUUAACGAUCGUGCUACAUUUAGAUAACUUCAUUGUGGAAAUUUCUCCGUUAGCUCAAGAAUUAGGUCUCAAACCUUCUAAAAUUGUUUCCCUAUUCAGAACUAUUGGUGCUAUUGUCAAAGGUGCCACUGUUGCUCAAGCAGAUGCUUUCGGCAUUCCAAAGAGUGCUGCUAACACUUACAAAAUAGCUACUUUGAAGGUCCCCUUCAAGUUACCAGAAAUGGUCAGAAGAGGUAGAGCUGCAAGACGUUAG
Molecule: messenger RNA, 1236 nt
Organism: Kazachstania africana CBS 2517
Lineage: Eukaryota; Fungi; Ascomycota; Saccharomycetes; Saccharomycetales; Saccharomycetaceae
Gene: RPA49
Product: DNA-directed RNA polymerase I subunit RPA49
Exons: 1
Coding region: 1-1236 (411 amino acids)
Biological process (GO): transcription elongation by RNA polymerase I; nucleolar large rRNA transcription by RNA polymerase I; RNA polymerase I preinitiation complex assembly
Cellular component (GO): RNA polymerase I complex
Molecular function (GO): DNA binding
Source: RefSeq, a predicted model, not a curated record